This is a messenger RNA of Huiozyma naganishii CBS 8797, 2517 nucleotides long. RefSeq names its product AAA family ATPase CDC48 (gene CDC48). Gene Ontology annotation, cellular component: nucleus; cytosol; VCP-NPL4-UFD1 AAA ATPase complex. NCBI's taxonomy places the organism in Eukaryota, Fungi, Ascomycota, Saccharomycetes, Saccharomycetales, Saccharomycetaceae. Gene Ontology annotation, biological process: retrograde protein transport, ER to cytosol; mitotic spindle disassembly; autophagosome maturation. Gene Ontology annotation, molecular function: polyubiquitin modification-dependent protein binding; ATP binding; ATP hydrolysis activity. Bases 1 to 2517 code for a protein of 838 amino acids. The transcript has a single exon. The record is from RefSeq and is a predicted model, not a curated record.
AUGAGUGACGAACACAAGCCGCUGCUGGAUGGAUCUGGUGGGGACCCUCACACGGAGGACCGUUUGGCCACCGCGAUUCUGCGGAGAAAGAAGAAGACGAACAAUUUGAUUGUCGAUGACGCGACGAACGACGAUAACUCUGUCAUUGCUAUCAAUUCCAACACGAUGGAUAAAUUGGAGCUGUUCAGGGGGGACACCGUGCUUGUCAAGGGGAAGAAGAGGAGGGAUACCGUUUUGAUCGUGCUUAUUGAUGACGAAUUGGAUGACGGUGCGUGUAGGGUUAACCGUGUCGUUAGAAACAACCUGAGGAUCAGGCUAGGUGAUUUGGUUACUGUGAACGCGUGUCCUGAUAUCAAGUACGCGACGAGAAUCUCGGUGUUGCCCAUCGCGGACACAAUUGAGGGGCUUACGGGGAACUUGUUCGAUGUCUACUUGAAACCGUACUUUGUGGAGGCGUACAGGCCAGUGAGAAAGGGCGACCAUUUCGUGGUCAGAGGUGGGAUGAGACAGAUCGAGUUCAAAGUCGUUGAUGUCGAACCAGAUGAGUAUGCAGUUGUCGCACAGGACACUGUGAUUCAUUGGGAGGGUGAGCCAAUCAACAGAGAGGACGAGGAGAACAACAUGAACGACGUUGGGUACGAUGAUAUCGGUGGCUGUAGGAAACAGAUGGCGCAGAUCAGAGAGAUGGUCGAAUUGCCCCUAAGACAUCCUCAACUGUUCAAAGCGAUCGGUAUUAAGCCACCAAGAGGUGUGCUAAUGUACGGGCCUCCGGGGACAGGUAAGACUUUGAUGGCUAGAGCCGUCGCGAACGAGACUGGUGCGUUUUUUUUCCUAAUUAACGGUCCUGAGGUUAUGUCCAAGAUGGCAGGUGAAUCGGAAUCCAAUUUGAGAAAGGCUUUCGAGGAGGCAGAGAAGAACGCCCCAGCAAUUAUCUUCAUUGACGAGAUCGACUCGAUCGCUCCAAAGAGAGACAAGACUAACGGGGAAGUCGAAAGAAGAGUCGUUUCGCAACUGUUGACUUUGAUGGACGGGAUGAAGGCUAGAUCCAAUGUUGUCGUCAUCGCCGCUACGAACAGACCUAACUCGAUCGACCCAGCUUUGAGAAGAUUCGGGAGAUUUGACCGUGAAGUUGAUAUUGGGAUCCCAGACGCCACGGGGAGAUUGGAAGUUUUGCGUAUCCACACCAAGAACAUGAAACUUGCCGAUGACGUUGACUUGGAGACUUUGGCUGCGGAGACACACGGUUACGUCGGUGCCGAUAUCGCCUCGCUGUGUUCCGAGGCCGCCAUGCAACAGAUCCGUGAAAAGAUGGACCUCAUCGACUUGGAAGAGGAGGAGAUCGACGCAGAGGUGUUGGACUCCCUUGGUGUCACCAUGGACAACUUCAGAUUUGCUCUUGGUAACUCCAAUCCAUCCGCGCUUCGUGAAACUGUUGUCGAGAGCGUCAACGUCACUUGGGAUGACGUCGGUGGUCUAGACGAGAUCAAGGAAGAGUUGAAGGAAACGGUCGAAUACCCAGUGUUGCAUCCAGACCAGUACACCAAAUUCGGGCUUGCUCCUUCAAAGGGUGUUCUGUUCUACGGGCCACCAGGUACGGGUAAGACUUUGCUAGCUAAGGCGGUCGCCACUGAAGUGUCCGCCAAUUUCAUCUCCGUCAAGGGUCCAGAACUUCUAAGUAUGUGGUACGGUGAAUCUGAAUCCAACAUCCGUGAUAUCUUCGACAAGGCAAGAGCCGCAGCCCCAACGGUCGUCUUCUUGGAUGAACUGGACUCUAUCGCUAAGGCAAGAGGUGGCUCCGUCGGUGACGCCGGUGGUGCCUCCGAUAGAGUGGUCAACCAAUUGUUGACCGAAAUGGACGGUAUGAACGCCAAGAAAAACGUGUUCGUCAUUGGUGCCACGAACAGACCUGACCAGAUCGACCCAGCUAUCUUGAGACCGGGUAGACUGGACCAACUGAUCUACGUCCCAUUGCCAGACGAACCGGCAAGAUUGUCCAUCUUGGGCGCUCAAUUAAGAAACACGCCUCUAGAACCAGGUCUGGACUUGACGGCCAUUGCAAAGGCUACUACAGGUUUCUCCGGUGCCGAUUUGUCCUACAUCGCCCAAAGAGCCGCCAAGUACGCCAUCAAGGACUCCAUCGAGGCACACAGGCUCAGACUGGCAGCUGAAGAGGAACGGAAGAAGGCAGAGGAAAAUGUCAAGACGGAGGAAGAUGUUGAGAUGGCUGAUGCCACUGCCAAACAGGAGGCCGUCGAACAACCGGACCCUGUUCCAUACAUCACAAAGGAGCAUUUCGCAGAGGCCAUGAAGACAGCCAAGCGGUCCGUCUCGGACGCGGAAUUGCGUCGUUACGAAGCUUACUCCCAACAGAUGAAGGCCUCCAGAGGCCAGUUCAGCAACUUCAACUUCAACGAACCAGCUCUGGGAACAAACGGUGAUGCUGCGGCAAACGCCGCCGAGGGUAACGGAGCAUCGUUUGGUAAUGCUGCCGAGGAAGAUGAUGACCUUUACAGUUAG